Molecule: messenger RNA, 620 nt
Organism: Cynara cardunculus var. scolymus (artichoke)
Lineage: Eukaryota; Viridiplantae; Streptophyta; Magnoliopsida; Asterales; Asteraceae
Exons: 3
Coding region: 38-439 (133 amino acids)
Source: RefSeq, a predicted model, not a curated record
UCUUCUUUUCCGAUUUAAGAACGCAACCAGCAGAGAUAUGUUCAGCGCUAUUAAAUCCCUUUCGAUUCAAAAAAAACCACCAGUUUCCACUCUCUUGGCCACCUCUAAUACCUUCGCCGGAAAAGCAACUCCGGUCAUCGGAACUGUGAGAUUCCAACGGGCAUCCGCCGGAUCUGAAGAACCAGAUAACAUGGAGAAGAAUCAACAAGCUAAGGAACCAGAAAAAAGGGGGGAUGUGAUGUCACAUUCGUUUGGGGAAGGAUACGCGACGAGAUCAGAUGAAGAAGGAUUCGGAGGAAUCUACGGGAGGAACCAGUCGCUUUCUCAUGAAGACGAAGAGAAGGUCGUUCAUGGCAAUUCUCCUGAUUACGAUAAGACGCAAGGAAGCGAGGUGAAGGAGAAGGAAAGGAGUCGACACCAGACCCAAGCCAACUCUUGAUUCAGGCGGUACAGUACAGACGACAUAGGGUUUAGGGUUUAUGGCUUAAAUGAAUCAGAAGCAACGAUGUUAGUGGGUUUGGAAGUUUGUGAUCUGUUACGUUUCGAAGACUACUGUUUUACUUGAUGUUUGUAAUCGCUUUGUUUCUUUAGUUGCUUCAACAACGUAUUUCGUUGGGCCA